Messenger RNA from Xyrauchen texanus (razorback sucker), 1743 nucleotides. It is a transcript of the gene znf576.2, whose product is annotated as zinc finger protein 576, tandem duplicate 2. Gene Ontology annotation, biological process: regulation of transcription by RNA polymerase II. Gene Ontology annotation, molecular function: RNA polymerase II transcription regulatory region sequence-specific DNA binding; DNA-binding transcription factor activity, RNA polymerase II-specific. NCBI's taxonomy places the organism in Eukaryota, Metazoa, Chordata, Actinopteri, Cypriniformes, Catostomidae. The record is from RefSeq and is a predicted model, not a curated record. The transcript has 5 exons. Gene Ontology annotation, cellular component: nucleus. The coding region runs from base 198 to 1370 and encodes 390 amino acids.
UUUAUGCAUUGGGGCGGGUUUUGAGCAAUCAUUGGGCUGGAAAAUGCCGAACGAAUCUGGCAACACUGAAAGCGGGUUACUGACUACACGUUUGCGCCCCCUUCAUUUUUAUGUGUAUGUCUUCCUUCCAGAAAAGGAUUAUUCUCUCUCAGUUGGCUAUAUAGUAAACCCAUCUGGUUUAUUCUGAAUCCUUUAAAAUGGACUCUGACAUUCUGAAGAUAGAGGAAAUAGUAAUGGGAGGUGGAGAGGAUGCUGCCCCUGCUGAAUUGGUCCCUGAGAAGACGGAGAAUACCUACACCACCAUCAUUAUUCAGAAUCCCCCACCACCUCCUAUCAUUCAAUCAUACCAGCAUGAAAGCCUGCAGUGUUUCCAAUGUUUUAUCACUUUCUGCAAUUCAAAAGCCAAGGAAAGGCACAUGAAGAAGAGUCAUCGGGAAGAGUACAAACAGCAACUGCAGCAGUGCGAUACGCUGUUCACUUGCUAUGUGUGUGACCGUGACUUCCCCUCCUCUGAGGAGCUGACACAGCAUCAGUCUACCCACAACAAGGAGGACAAACCCUUCAAAUGUGCACACUGUCAAGAAUGCUUCCGCACAUUUUCCGAGUUGACAACACAUCGACGGCAGGUAUGUCCCGAACGUCAGUUUUUGUGCAAAGAUUGCAAUGAGACGUUUCGAAGUCCUGGACUUUUGCGUAACCAUCGUAUGACCCAGCACCCUGUCCGUCCGGAUGGAGAGGGUGCAGAUGAUUCCACCAAGACCUACCGAUGUGUUAAAUGUGGUAAGGGUUUUGAAGAAGAGACGGAGCUCUUGCAGCACCAAGAGAACCAUGCAGGGGACCAGCACUGCAACGGAAGCUCCACUGUAAAACGCAGAGGGAGAGCCCCGAGAGCUGAGAGUGCAGCUGCUGGUGAAAAGAAACUAAAGAUAAAGGAGGAAGACGCAGAAAAAACAGGGGCAACCAACCAUUCAGAAGGCGAAACAAAGGUGAAGACCGGAGGAAGACGAGGCCGGCAACCCAAAUCUGCUCUGGAGUCCAAGGCAGAACAUGAUGGAAAGAAACCAAAGGCUGUUCCAGAGCCAUCUCGGCAGAUCCCUUGCACUGAAUGUGACCUCACUUUCCACGCCCUGGCACAACUCCGGGCACAUAAGAAAGAGAAGCAUGUGCAGCGGAAGCCUCACCCUUGUGGAGAAUGCGAGGAGAGUUUUAACCGUCCAGAGCAGCUGAAGGCCCACAUGGCUAGGGCCCACAGUGCUGGUCGGUAUAUGUGCCCCACAUGUGGAAAAAGCUUUGGUAGAGAGAGUAACCUAAAGGCUCAUCAACAGACCCAUGAAAAAGAAGAGAAGCCAGCUGGUCAGGGAAAGAGAUAAUUCAGUAUGGGAGAAUGAUUUGUGAGGUGUAUGUUAACUGAAGAAGGAUUCAAGUUUUUAAAAAGUUGUGUAUAGAAAUGUAGGUGGGGUAAGGGUUUGCUUUAGAUUUGAAGAAUCUUGUGAUGGGUUGUAAUGUUACAUGAAAACUGGAAACCCAAAGGGUUGUGAAUUAAUGAUUCAGAAAUGUUUUUGCUGCCUCAUUUUAUCAUGACUUCUGUACAUAUUUCAGCAUGGUGAGAAAAGGAAGUCACGCCACAACUGAUCAAAAUCAGUAGGAUAAUUAUGUUGUAACUAAUAUGAUCAUAAGAAACCCAACAAAAAGUCUUUUUAGAUCAUUGAAGACUUUAUAUCUUUUUGUUUUCUUUUUUUUUUU